Molecule: messenger RNA, 1824 nt
Organism: Rhodofomes roseus
Lineage: Eukaryota; Fungi; Basidiomycota; Agaricomycetes; Polyporales; Fomitopsidaceae
Exons: 3
Coding region: 153-1751 (532 amino acids)
Source: RefSeq, a predicted model, not a curated record
ACUACUGGAGGUCGCCUACGUCAUCGUUGUGCGGUCUGUUCCGAUGUCACCUGUUUCGUGUUGCAGUGACGGUUUUGUUGCAGACCUCCACAGUUCGAAAGCCCCGUCCGAACGACCACCUCCGCGAUUGCUCUCUCUGGUUAGCGUCUACCAUGUUUAACGACCGAAAUACCCCCCAGCGUUCGGUCUUGUACAACGUCGACAUCGCUCACCACAUCGUAUGGAUCGUUGCGCGUAAGGUCGGAAGUGACUUGUUCCCCACAUAUCUGGCAAAGGGUACCAUGCAGACUCUCGCGCGCUGUGCUUGUAUAUGCAAGUCGUUUUCCGAGCCUGCACUGGCCUUGCUAUGGAGAUGCCUGCGCUCGCCGAUACCGCUCCUGUCGGUCUUGUCGGGCUUUCAGUUGGCGGAUCCGGACUGCGGUGGACAGGAUGCACCCGCCAAGACAAAAUACUGGAUAAUCAACAGCGGACUGUCCGUCGUCGAUCGCGAACGAUUCGCCUAUUACGCUCGAUUCGUCUGGGCCUUCGACGUACGCGGGGACCGCAUUCAUCCUUCUGUCUUCACUAUCCUUGAAGCAGCAUGUGGCGAUCAGCUCCUACCUCAUCUACGAUUCGUUCGCUGCUUCUCGACUGCGUCCGCGUACGUGCUCCAUCCAUUCCUGACGCCUUCGCUGCUAUCCCUUCACUGGGAGGACGAUGCUGACAGGGACGCCGAGAAGAUCGACGCCGCGGAAAGACUCGCUUCCGAGAUCUUGACAUUGGCCCCCACCCUUGAGAAGCUCCACGUCCCACGGUGCAAUACCACGUCACUUCUCUCGUCGUUCGGCACCUUCGAGCAAUUGCGUUCGCUGGAUAUCUCUUCCACGCCACGCGUCCCGAAUUGGACCAUGAUUCGAGCUAUAGCGUCCCUGGAACACCUCACAGAAGUCUAUCUGCCAAGUGCAGUCGUCGGUUGUCAACCCGCUGACCGAUGCCUCGGGUUUCAGACGUUGACGAGUCUUACAAUCUCGCACCGGCGUGAAGGGACAGACUUGCUCCGCCUUAUUUCUCCCCCAGGGCUGCAACACCUCAAGCUCGUAGGCGGCCUGAGCCUGCUCGAUUGCUGGUCUUCCGAGGAAAUACGCGAAGGCGUCGAAUUGUGUCUCAGCAAAUGCGUCGCGACGUUCACCUCUAUUGUGAUCGACGACUUCGAACUCGGUGCCGUGGACUCGAUCGUCGCAACCGCGGAACCAUUCUUUCGUAUGCGGAACCUGCGGACGUUCCGUUGCUGCCGGGGCAUGAUGGCGCUGACCGUGCAAGACGAUGACCUACGCGCGAUGGGUGCAGCAUGGCCGCAUCUAGAGGAACUCCAGUUGAAAUGGUCCAGCGCAGAGUCUUUGGACGAUCCCAGUGCUAUCCCGUCGCUGCAGGGCAUCGUCGAGCUCGCCCACGCAUGCCUCCAUCUUGUCCGAGUCGAUCUCAGCUACGCACGCCUCUCACUCGCCCCGGAUGCGGAACCUUACCCCGGACCCGUUCACGGAUUGGAGGAUCUGAUCCUAGGAAGGGGUCAGGUCAGGGAGCCCGUACGCCUGGCGAGGAUAAUCGAUCGAUUGUUUCCUCACUCCAAGCUAUCCAUCAAGAAUCUGAUACCUCGCGAGAGAGUCUCAGACCUUCUACGGGAGUUUGAGACUGUUAGACGGGAUAGGCUAGCGCCGUGCGAAUCUCCCGUACCGGUGGCCAGUACUACUCGGGACCACGUUACGACUCAAUGAAUGUUGGUACAACGUGUACGGAAAUGAUAAUGUCUCAUCUUUCAGAGGAGCGGGAUUAAGUUGAGGGGCUACA